GAUUGCUUAUUAAUUUCAAGUUUAUAGUUUCAAGAUGCAAAAUUGACUAUAUUUGUAAGUGUAAACUAUACAAUUUUGAUAUUGACCCACUGUAUGUAAAUAUUUCUAGUAAAAUUAUUAGUAUUAUAGUGGUUUAUAGUUGGCAGGUUGGCACAUAGCCCACAGCUUUUAGUGACACUUAAAGAACUAUGAACAGCCAUAUUUUCUUAAUUUAAUGUAAAUAGUUAGUGAGUGUGAGUAAACUACUUAAAUAAUUCGAUGAUUAGUUACCGAUUUACUUAAUUUGAUUACUCAACUUUAUUUUACAAUGUUACAGACAGAUGGCAUGGUGUAUGUUAUGAAAAACAACAAUUUAUAGUAUUAUUACAAUAAGUAUAAGUCUAGAAUUUAUUAUGCCCGUUUCAUACGUUAAAACAUGUACCUAAACAAUGUUUUAACCAUAUUAUUUUACUAGUCAUCCUAAUAACAGAAUUUCAAAUAACCAAUUAUGGCUAAUAACUUUGAUCACGAAGACAAGUCAAGCUGGUAUUUUGGAUCUCUAAGUCGUGAACAAGCUACUGACCUGUUAAUGUCAGAAAAAGAAGGUGGUGUUUUCCUUGUAAGAAAUAGUAAUUCUUCAGCAGGAGACUAUGUUUUAUGUGUUAGAGAGGAUGGCAAAGUCAGUCACUAUAUAAUUAAUAAAUUGCAGAAAAAUGAUCAUGUUUCAUAUAAAAUUGGAGAUCGGUCAUUUUCUGAUUUACCCAGUCUCUUAGCUUUUUAUAAAUUACAUUAUUUAGAUACUACACCUUUAAUCCGCCCUGCAUCUAAAAAAGUAGAAAAAGUUGUAGCAAAAUAUGAUUUUGAUAGUGUGGACACUGAUGACCUUCCUUUUAAGAAAGGUGAAAUACUUACAAUUAUUUCAAAAGAUGAAGAACAAUGGUGGACAGCCAAAAACAGUUCUGGGCAUAGUGGCUUAAUUCCAGUACCUUAUGUGCAAAAGAUAGAGGAGGGACAAACGCCAGAAUUUCCUAGGCCAGGUUCAGGCGGUUCUGCUCCAGCUCCUAUCCAUCAUGUAGAUGCAGCAGUGAAAAGAAACCAAAUGCAGAGAAAACUUCCUGCUCGAGCGCGAGUGAAGCAGGUAAGAGUACCGAAUGCGUACGAUAAAACUGCACUUAAGUUAGAGAUAGGUGAUAUAAUAACUGUGACAAAAAUGAAUAUCAAUGGACAGUGGGAAGGUGAAUUGAAUGGUAAAACGGGACAUUUUCCAUUUACUCACGUCGAAUUAAUUGAUAACGAUAACGAGAGUUAGUGUGCUAAUAUUGCAACAAAUUAUAUUUUACUAUGUAUUUGUUGUCACUGUCAUGAAGUUAUACCUUAAAUAAUUCAAUUAUAAAUAAUUAAUUGAU
This is a messenger RNA of Agrilus planipennis (emerald ash borer), 1385 nucleotides long. It is a transcript of the gene Crk, whose product is annotated as adapter molecule Crk. The transcript is spliced from 7 exons. Gene Ontology annotation, molecular function: protein binding. The coding region runs from base 488 to 1288 and encodes 266 amino acids. Lineage: Eukaryota; Metazoa; Arthropoda; Insecta; Coleoptera; Buprestidae. The record is from RefSeq and is a predicted model, not a curated record.